CGGAGGGCGUCAGGUAGUUGAUGCCUUUGGAAGCCAACUUAUUCAUCAGGGAAAGGGAAAAAGUAAUCUCUACAGAGGUGUGCUACUGUCGUUUGCCCGUUUUGGCCGUUGAAUCGUGUCUGUUGUACAUUCAUAAUUUCGAGGUCUUCGGUCACCGGAAGAGGAAUUUCCCAUCGGCGAGAAUGGCAUCUGGCGGAGGGGAGAAACCGCUUCCUCCUCAGAAGCAGGAGAAGCAGCCGGGAAAGGAACACGUGAUGCAGCCUCGUCCAGAGUAUACUCGUGCUGAUUACAAGCCCUCCAACAAGCUUCAGGGAAAGGUGGCGCUGGUGACGGGGGGCGACUCGGGGAUCGGAAGAGCCGUCUGCCAUCACUUCGCUCUUGAAGGGGCGACCGUCGCAUUCACGUACCUCAAAUCCCAAGAAGACAAGGACGCAAUGGAAGCCCUUAACAUUCUGAAGGAAGCCAAGACUGGUUCCGCGAAGGACCCUAUUGCUCUUGACGCUGACCUCGGCUUCGAGGCGAACUGCAACAAGGUGGUGGAUCAGGUGAUCCAUGCCUGCGGUGGGAUAGACAUCCUGGUGAACAAUGCAGCGGAGCAGUAUGAGAGGCCCGCUCUCGAGGACACCAAUGAAGAGGAUCUCAUAAGAGUUUUCCGAACCAACAUCUUCUCUCAGUUCUUCCUCGUCAAGGCUGCGCUGAAGCACAUGAAGAAGGGUAGCUGCAUCAUCAACACGACGUCCAUCAACGCCUACAAGGGCCACCCGACCCUGCUGGACUACACGGCCACGAAGGGGGCCAUCGUUGCGUUUACCAGGGCGCUGUCCCUCCACCUAGUGGACAAGGGCAUCCGCGUGAACGCUGUGGCGCCAGGCCCGGUGUGGACACCCUUGAUUCCUGCCUCCUUCCCUGAGGAGAAGGUGGAGAUGUUUGGGAAGGAGGUGCCCAUGGCCCGGGCCGCCCAGCCCUCCGAGGUAGCUCCCUCCUACGUCUUCUUGGCCUCGGAGGACUCCAGCUAUUUCUCCGGUCAAGUCCUCCAUCCCAACGGUAACAAGCAGCCGCUUUCCUCCUCUUUUCUCAACUGAUUUUCUAGUCAUGCACCGCCCAUCUAAACUUUGGUAUCAUCCCUGCUCGAACUCCUGGGGACCAUGUUGCAUGUGAUCCCCGGCCAUUGCGCGGUCUUGUUUUCGUUAACGACUUGUUCUUCUUUUUCUUUUCCUCGACUCUGCAGGCGGGGUCGUCGUCAAUGGGUGAAGAGGGCAGCACAUGGUUCAACAGUCUCUGGUCCCUCUCUGAGAGAGAAACAGAGAGAGAAAGAGGGGCAUGUGAAAAAUGAUCUGUACAUGUAUAUCAUGGUUAGAGAGAGAGAAGUGAAAAAAUGUUCUGGACAUGUAUAUGUAUGUCAUGAUGUUGGGAGAGUGUAGGCGGUCAGGUGUAAUAGGGUCUCUUUCCUGGGUACUUUUUGGUUAGCUGUAAUCUUGUUCUCC
Nymphaea colorata (pocket water lily) is the source of this 1484-nucleotide messenger RNA. Its product is annotated as glucose and ribitol dehydrogenase. Gene Ontology annotation, molecular function: oxidoreductase activity. The transcript is spliced from 4 exons. NCBI's taxonomy places the organism in Eukaryota, Viridiplantae, Streptophyta, Magnoliopsida, Nymphaeales, Nymphaeaceae. The record is from RefSeq and is a predicted model, not a curated record. Bases 21 to 1082 code for a protein of 353 amino acids.